Babesia bovis T2Bo is the source of this 1893-nucleotide messenger RNA. RefSeq lists its product as uncharacterized. The record is from RefSeq and is a predicted model, not a curated record. Bases 625 to 1794 code for a protein of 389 amino acids. The transcript is spliced from 3 exons. Lineage: Eukaryota; Apicomplexa; Aconoidasida; Piroplasmida; Babesiidae.
GCAUUUGUCAAACUUAUUAUUAAACAUAAUUUACAUGAGAUAUCACUUGAUGUGUAUGAAUAUACACAUGAGGUUGUACCUUUAGUGGUACUGUGUUGGUUACCAUGGCUUGCGUUAGGAUUCGUGUUGCAAAUUGGAAUUUUGUGUGAGGAAUAAACUUAUUUUAGGAUUACACGGUCUAUAUCCAUGGAAGGAUUAUUAGUUUGUGUGCUAGUAUCAAGUGCAGGUUGAUCUUUCCACGCAGGGCUUUAUUCCGUUGUAUAUAUUCAGUCCACUGAGGAGUCAAACCUUUGUAUCUGGAUCACAGAGUGCUGCUUCUACUGGAUGUAAUAUUAGUUGAUAUCCUUGGAUAUUGUAUCGCCUAUUCUGUGUAUUAUUCAGCAAUUGGUAACAGUAAUAUAGAGUGUUGGCUUCUGUCAGUUUUACUACAGUUCUAAGCUCUUGUGUUAUGUUUUCAAGAUUUAACCAUUUUUGGUUGUUUUAUACUCUCUGGGAGCACUGUAUCAAUCUAUGGUGGAUACCACUUUUGGAACUCUUGUUCCGUUAAAGCUGUUUUUUUUGGUAAAAACCAACCCGUGUAGCUAUAUCCUUUAAUGGUAGGCUACAGUGUUUUAAUUAUAUAAUAUGAUGGAUAGUGAAUCUGGUUCUGAGUCAAAGUACUACUUUGACGUCACUGAGAAGCAGUGGUGGGUACUGCCACCUGGCCACUCCGAGUGGGUGGUCCUGCCUCUUGACGACGCCAUUAAUUUGGGUUUACAUGAUGCUGUUUUGGAGAGUCAGUGCACCUUUGUGGAGUCCACUGUUGAUGAGUACAAGGCUGCAGUGUCCUCGGUUGAUGAGUCUACGUUGGAAGUCUCUGGCACAGAGUGCCCAGUUGAGUCGGUUGAUGAUCAAUGUGCAACGGUCCAAGACACUGCUGAGUCUUCUGCUAAUCAGUCGUUGCCAGAUACUGUAUAUGACGAUAUUAUAAAUCCUGAAUCUCUGCCAUCUAUUCAAUUUGGCAAAUCCCUGGAUUCAUUUUUGAUAGAGGGGUCAUGUUCACCUGACGACGAUUCAAGUCGUUCUGAGGUUCCUGACGGCGCUCCUCUUCGUUUUACUAAGACGCGUCUUGAUCUUGGUGAUAAUUUGCCUGAUACUUUAGUUCAUUCUCAAUCUGAUGGUAAGGAGUACCCUGUUAAUUGGGCCAACAUGGAUUCUAAUUCGUCGGUUACUAAUGACAGUAACGCUGAGAUGCCAGCGCAAAGCUUUAGUGUGGCGGAUCAGUUAAACAGUUUGAUUGAGGACAGUUCCAAUCGUCGUUCUAAUGUUGCGUCAUCACCUGAUGUGAUUAAGCACGAGUCAUUUGUUCGUACUGCUGUACGUCAGGCUACUAUGCGUCACGCGACUCGCAAUGAGACGGGUGGUCUUGGUGAUUACAUUCGUGAGGUUGCUGCGGAGCGUGAGCGUAUGCAGAAAGAGGCGGCAGCUCCUGCUACGGAAGUGCCGUCCGGCGGACGUUACGAGCGUAUGAAGGAGCGAGCUAGGACGUUGGCUGCGAUAUCUGUGACUCAUGAGGACAUUAGUGCUCGGAGCAUGACCUCUGGUGAACAUCGUCAAAGUAUACUGCGUGACCUUCGUAAUGACGUGAUUGGGAGUGAGAUUGACUCUAACCCUGAGGGUGUUGCUUUUGACGUAUCAUCUGAAUCUGAGGCAGAUUCUGAAUUGGUGCAGCAGGACAGUUUACAGCCCUUGAUGUCGCAGCGUGUGUCCUUUCGUCGUGGUACUACAUACUCUGGGUUUGAUCCCUCUGGGUGAUGUCACCGUUUCGUAUAUAUCGCAUGGCAGAAGGCUGGCUUAUGUUGCGUCCAUGUGUACAGCCACUUCGUUUCGCGGUGCUGCCAGGUCUGCUCUGUA